Gastrolobium bilobum is the source of this 1872-nucleotide messenger RNA. RefSeq names its product probable beta-1,4-xylosyltransferase IRX10L. The record is from RefSeq and is a predicted model, not a curated record. The transcript has 4 exons. Lineage: Eukaryota; Viridiplantae; Streptophyta; Magnoliopsida; Fabales; Fabaceae. Gene Ontology annotation, biological process: glucuronoxylan biosynthetic process; plant-type secondary cell wall biogenesis. Gene Ontology annotation, molecular function: glucuronoxylan glucuronosyltransferase activity; 1,4-beta-D-xylan synthase activity. The coding region runs from base 439 to 1689 and encodes 416 amino acids.
GAAAGCCAAACUAAACCAGAAAAUUUUGCAAAACCAGCCACUACCUCCUCUUCCUUCUUCUCCAUUCUUCACUAAUAAACCAUUUUCCAUUGUUUUUAUUUUUUUAUUUUUAAGAGUUUGGUGAAAAGAAAAAAAAAUACCCCUUUGUCCCUAUUUCUUCAAAGCAAAUCAAAUGUUCAUUUCUGUCUCUCUCGUUGUUGCUGGGAAGAACCCAUAUCCCUUUCUUCCAGAUGACAAGCCUCUGAAGCCCCAAUGCUAAGAAAUCUCUCACAGCUACUUUACCUUGUGACAUCUUAACCUUCAUCAUUACCUUCUUCUGUUGACUACAAUUGACUUCCUUUUCCUUAUAAUCUCAGGUCUUUUUGUUUGCAGUUGCAGCAAUAUUGGUGAGGUUCCUCGGAUCAAAGAGCUUUCUGGGUAAGCAAAAAAAAAAAAAAAAUGAAUUUUGGGAAGUGGGGUUUUGUUGGUCUUCUUUGUGCUUCUCUUGUUCUUACAAUUGGUGCUGUGGAGCAUGGUCGAGGUCAACCUACUGAGAGAAUUUCAGGUAGUGCUGGUGAUGUGUUGGAAGAUGAUCCGGUGGGAAGGUUGAAGGUUUUUGUUUAUGAACUUCCAAGCAAAUAUAAUAAGAAAAUUCUGCAAAAGGACCCAAGAUGCCUCACUCAUAUGUUUGCUGCCGAGAUCUUUAUGCACCGGUUUCUCUUAUCUAGUCCUGUCCGAACGCUUAAUCCUGAAGAAGCUGAUUGGUUUUAUACCCCUGUAUACACCACCUGUGACUUGACACCAAAUGGCCUCCCUUUACCUUUCAAGUCACCGCGAAUGAUGAGAAGUGCCAUACAGCUUAUUUCUUCAAACUGGCCUUAUUGGAACAGGACAGAAGGAGCAGAUCAUUUCUUUGUGACCCCUCAUGACUUUGGGGCAUGCUUCCAUUAUCAAGAAGAGAAGGCGAUUGAAAGGGGAAUUCUUCCAUUGUUACAGCGUGCUACCUUGGUUCAAACAUUUGGACAGAGGAAUCAUGUGUGUUUGAAAGAGAGCUCAAUCACCAUUCCUCCAUAUGCUCCUCCACAGAAAAUGCAUGCGCACCUAAUUCCUGAAAAGACUCCCAGGUCCAUUUUUGUUUACUUCCGAGGACUGUUUUAUGAUGUUGGAAAUGACCCUGAAGGUGGUUACUACGCAAGAGGAGCAAGAGCAGCAGUGUGGGAGAAUUUUAAGGACAAUCCACUGUUUGACAUUUCCACAGAGCAUCCAACCACAUACUAUGAAGACAUGCAACGAGCCGUGUUUUGUUUGUGUCCACUUGGGUGGGCUCCUUGGAGCCCAAGAUUGGUUGAAGCUGUGAUAUUUGGUUGCAUCCCAGUCAUCAUUGCAGAUGAUAUUGUUCUACCAUUUGCUGAUGCAAUACCAUGGGAAGAGAUAGGUGUGUUUGUUGAUGAGAAGGAUGUCCCUCAGCUAGAUACAAUACUCACAUCUAUUCCACCAGAAGUUAUCUUAAGGAAACAAAGAUUGCUUGCCAACCCUUCCAUGAAGCAAGCUAUGCUAUUCCCACAACCUGCACAACCAGGAGAUGCUUUCCAUCAAGUUUUAAAUGGGCUUGCACGUAAAUUGCCACAUGACAGGACUAUAUUCUUGAAACCAGGGGAGAAGGUUUUGAAUUGGACUGCUGGUCCUGUGGGUGACCUUAAACCUUGGUAGCACUUGUAACAGUUUUCUGAGGCAAUUAGGAUUCUUUUACAUAUCUUGGUUAACACUCCCAAGUGUUCAUAAGGGUUGGGAAUUGAGAUGCCAGUUUUUGUUGACAUUGUAAAUUUUGAUCUUUUUUUUUUUUUUUUUUGGUCAGACAAUUCAUUAGAUCUUUUAAUCCAUUUUACAGCUUCA